UUAGCUUAACUUAAGUACUCAACAAAACAAACACAGCUUAAUUUUCCAAAACUAUUUCUCAGCAUCGGUGAUUGUUUUGUUGCUGUACGGGAAGUAUGCUGACGAUUAUCAAGGAUUCAUGUUAUGUACAGGUACUUUAUUUGAUAUCAUAAUCAAUAACAUCUUAGGCUAGCUACUACUUUGAUUGACGUGCGGCUUGCAAUGUGCUGUUCAUUCUCUCUGUCCUUUUUUUUAUGCAUUAGAGACAUGUUGGCAGCAAGUAGAAAUAAUCAAUCAAUCAAUUUAUCAACUUAUUUCGAAAACAAGUCAAUUUGUCACAAAAGAAAAAAAAGCACAUUACAUAACAGUGGGCAAUGGUAAAUUCUCCAGAUAUUAAGCAAAUAGGAACGGUUAGGUUAAAACACUGAAUUGCACGAUUAUUUUGUUUUAUUUUAUUUAUUCGCAUUAACAAACAGCUAUAACAACCGCCAUAAACAUGUUAAAAUACAUAUAAAAUAUUUACGUAAAUAGAUAUAAAAAUACAUUAAAAAGUACUGACAAAUUUUGAUUUAAAAACAUUUAAAUUGUCAAAAAAAAUAUCAAUAUCAAUAUUAGACAUAAAAAACUUAUCAUAACAAUCACAUAAACGUUUAAAUAAACCUCCUAUGUAACAUCAACACCCGGCUACGAGGUGGGUUUAAAAGACCUUGAUUUACGGGUACGCCUGGGCACAUGUACAUUAAAUAAAGAAACUAAGUCACAAUCAUAAUCAGAAUUCAAUAUCUUAAAAAGAAAAACCAUGUCAGAGAGCAUUCUACGAUCACUAAGUAAAUUAAUAUUAAAAACAUAUUUAGGACAAUUCUUUAUAAUGAGUCUACAACAUUUUCUCUGAACACGUUAUUAUAAGCUAGGCCUACUCUAGCCUAGAAAAUAUUCAAAUCAAUGGUGAUAUAAUUUAAUCAACCAAUAUCUAAAAGAUUCUAACCUACAAAAUUAACAGAAGAUAAAGAUGCAAAGACGCUGAAUGAAAAUAAUGAUUUCUUUUCCGAUUUUCAGGGCAAAAACAGAACUUACAGCAUAAGUAAACAAACAGAGCCCUGUUUCGAGGUGUUAUUGUAAUGUUUUAUAAUUAUUUUAGUGCAAUUGGUUGUAUUCGUAUCUAGAUUAAGAAGAAAGACAACUAAUUUAGUCAUUUUAAGGUCAUGCAUCGAACACUUUCGAAGACAGGAAACAUAUUUUAGAUGUCUGAAGGAAAUAUCUUCAUUGUUGUUAAUCUAAUUCAGAGCGAUAUAUGACGGACUGCGAAUUAAAACCGUUAAAAUUCGGACGAUAUGUAUAAAUGACAUGAUUCCUGGGCAUCCUGUUUGUAAUAAUAUCUUCACUUGUUAUUUCCAGAUGAAUUCAGAAAAUUCCAGUAAACUUGACACGUUCGAGGCUAACUCCACCUGCUGCCUUGCACAAUAAUCCAUGACGUCAUCAUCGGAUAAAUUCCUGACGUCACAUCAGGCCAUUGAUUCAGCCAUUGGCUGUUGAAAGGCUGAGUGAAUCAGCCAGUCAUUCACCCACACAACAGCGUGGUUUACAAUCAACAAACCAUGUAUAUAGAGUCAGCGUUAUUAUUAUCUCAAGUAUCUGAAGCGAGCAGACGAUACGAGUGUUUAUUCUUGCGCAUGGACUUGCAUUGAAAACGACAUAUCACUGUUGCUCUUCACAGCGCGUGGAUUUAUAUAUCACCUUUCAACGAGCUCUUCUUAAUCACUGUGACGUGGAUUAUAUAACAAAAUAAAUUUAUUUUUUAAAAAUAGUGUUUCCGAAACAAGGAAUUAUAUAAUUGAAUUCUUACAUCGAGAUGGAAUUACCGGGUCUAGGCGAGCAGGUAUUUCUUGCGGAUUAUAUACAGAAGCGGCGGAUACGAAGCAGGAAAAUUGAAUACCUAGUGAAGUGGAAAGGAUGUUCCGUUAAAGCUAGCACAUGGGAACCGGAAACGAACAUACUCGAUCCCACUCUGAUUAGAGAAUUUGAAGACAGAUUACAGCUAAGCUGGGCUCAGCAUAGAAGAGGACGAAAACCAAAGUUAACACAGAGCAAGGUUCUGUCAAGGCUGAAGAAGCUUUCAGAUUUAAGCGACAAUCGAUUCCUUUCCGUCAACUCUAAGCCCCGAAAGCUUUCCGUAGAGGAGGUUUACGGAAGUGACGAUAGUGAUUGCGUAAUGUCACCCACACUCGGGGACGGUAAAUGGGAUUCGGACUAUUUCUCGGCAGACCACAACGAAAACACAGACCCAAUAAAUAGGAACAUCGCUCCAUGUUUGGCAACAGAUGCAGACACGGCAGAACGUAAAUCUCAGCCAACAUACACCACAACAACGCCCUUACCGCCUAUUGACACGAAUUUCCUUUGCAGUGCACCUUUAUCCCCAGAUGAAGGCUGCGUUGCCUCGCCAACAAGCGCGUAUUCGUCAGCCUCGGACGGAUAUAGUAGUCAGAGCUGUCUGCCUCACAAAGAGUCAGCCGCCAAAACAAAUUCUGAGUUCACAUCAUCUACGCUAAAAAUGGGCAAGUUUUCACUUUUGAGAAAGUAUAGGAAUUCGAUGGAAGCAGAGAAUAGGGCUGUGACCGUGACAAACGUAACCGUGGGGGACAUUACAGUCGCCAUUAAAGAAAGUCUUACGACUGAUGGGUUUUUCAGAUAUACGGAAGACUGAAAAAGAAAGUAAUAAAACGAGGAAAUAAGAAAACGUAUGAAAAGUUGAUACACGAGGCAUUACGGAAGUGAAAGAGAAAAUGCUAGAAUAAACUAUGCAAGGAAUAUGAAGAAGUUUAGACAGAAAUGAAGCGGACUAAAUAGUGUGUACUGACGACCUACAACUUGUAGGAAUACGAAUAUUCAAGUGGAAGUUUAGUCCGAUAGCGGGCAGAAUUGAAGUCAACAGACAUGGCGGCCACUUGAAAGAUAAGGAAUUACGAAAAUGAGUAAAGCAACUUUACUCAUUCACUGUAGAAAUUACAUGCGAGUUGGACUCUACUGUAUAAUUAGAACACAUGAGAAAAGAAACAUCUAAUAAUUUCACUGUAUAAAAUUUUAUAAUUGCGGUAACAAAAGACAACAUUUUAAAGACCAUGCCCAAUUGCUUAUCAAUAAAUCAAUUUCUAUCAUUGCACCUUUGUGUGUAUAUUAAUCUAAUGUGAAGGAAAUUUUGAGUAAGUUUGAAGGAGUCUUGUCUUCGUUCAUAAUUAUAGUAUAGAGUUUCGUAGACUCCAUUGGAGGCCAACAAACAUGAUCAAGUAGGCCUAUCAGGAUAGAUGGGGAGGAGUCUAGUCUUAAUCUUUUACAUUUGAAAUAUGACGGUGAAGAAAACAAUGAGAAUGAAAAGUUCAAGUAGGUUUUGCUAGUUCUACUUUUAUUAGUACAAUCCGGGUUGUCGACACUAGGGCUGCUCUUAACGCUCCUUGGCUCUUCCGGAUAAUGUCAAUUAUAAAUCAUUAUAUUUUUCGUUUGUUUGCAUUAUCUUUAUUAUACCUACGGUGUUAGAAGAUGAGGUUAGGGUUAGGGCGACAUUACAUUUCUGUUAAAUUACCUUUUCAUAGUAGCUCUGUUUAUGUUUUAUUAUUUUCCGUCAGUUUUAAUGGGUCAAAGAUUGCUGUUUUUUUUUGUUUUUUUUUUUUGUUUUUUUUUGCCUCAGGGGCUAUCUGAGAGACUAUUGAGUUACUUCGCAAUGUUAAGCUAAUUGGUAAUUGAAAAUACAUUAUGUUUAAGCUCGGCCAUUUGGAUUUCUUCAUGCUAAGUAUGAUUGUAUCAGACAUAAUCUUUUCUGGAUUUAUCACUUGUUUUACUAGUUUUCCCCAAAAAUACUGACGCGCAAUUGAUGUGAUAUGUUAACACGAGCUAGCUCCAGUUCCUGUUAAAUAAGACGGACUUACAUCCUGGUUCCCAUAACAUCGCUACACGCUAUCGACGCUGAUUGGCCAAUCGUGUCGGGUAGCAACAGUAAAGAUUUUAUGAAAAGGGGCUUUAAAUGUACUUUAGCAUUGUAAAGUUUGCAUUUCUAUCUUGUCAGUUAGUACAGCGUACAUAUGCUAAAUUCGGUGUAUGUAAUUUUUAUACGUAAUGAGGAAUAUAAGCAGUAGAUCGUACUUGUAGAUGCCCUCUUGUUCAACAGAAACAUUGACUGGAGAUUAAAAUUAGCGUGUUGCAGUAUUUAUAAUCCUUGUGUAUGUAGUAGAACAAUACUAGUUACAAAGACUUUUCCAGAAUCUACAUUUUCAAAUUUUUCCCGUUCAAAUCAAAAAAGCGCGUCAAAAUACGCGCUGCUGUCGUUAAGGACUUUUUGUGUGGUAAAGAAUACAAAAUUGCCUGACAACCAAUACGCGCUCGUUUUGACGCGCUACUGUGAUUUCACGAACUAACACAAUCUACUUUGAUUGUGUUAGUUCGUGAUGUGAGCGACGGAUUAUAUAAUAAAUAUUAGCCUAACCGUAACAUCUUUGCGAAUAAUGUAAUACUAUAGUGCAUUGAUAUGUAUACUUAUCUUGACGUGUAAAUUAUUAUCACAAAGACUUAACAGAAAAUGAUGAACUCAUUCUGCUGAUUAAUUUAAAAAAUCAUUAAUUCAAGUAACCUGUUAUUUUAAUCUCCGUAUGCGUUCUGUUGGGACAAUUAGUUGAUCACCUUGGCUGUUAAAAUUAUGUUUUGAGAAAAACAUAUCGCUCGUGUCCAUUGACUUUUGGACCAGAAGCCCUCCGCUGACUACAUUUCUUGAUUUAUACCGUAUCCAACUAAGCUAAGUCAGCCAAUUUGCUUUUCUUAUUGAAGUUUCAUUUCUGAAAGUUAUGAAUAACCUGCGGAUAAUACAUAUAGCCUAUAUAUUAUGUAUAUAUAUUAUAUAAGCCUAUGUUUGUUUUAAGUUAUGAAAUGAAAUAUAUCGGUCGCUAUUCCAAGGGGGAAAUCAGUGGCCCCGAGGCGACUCAGUAAGGGUGAAGUAUUUUGUACAAUUACUAGUGUGCUAUCAUGCGACACGCAAAUGAUUUUAUCUUAUAAUAACUCUAUGGUUUUAUCACAUACUUGGGAUGAGACAUUAAAAUGUCAUGUAAAUAUAGAUUCUUCGUUAUUCACUAGCCCUACACAUUGUCUGUGUAUCGUUAACUCGUAGAAACUUCUUCCGUCAAUAUAGUUAAAAUGCGAGUGCUAGAUAAAUGACACAAUGAGAUAUGACUAUUAGCGACUUAAGCGAAUGUUGACGUUAAAUUUUGAAAAGAUGUCUCGUGAUAGAAGUCACAUUGUCUUUUAAUCGUGUAUCGGCGCCAUAACAAUAUAUUUGACCAUAAGUAUAAACCGGACCAACAUUUAAGGUGAAACAAUUGAAGGCGUUUAAGGCUUUGGUCAACACGCUUCAAAUGCAAACGCAAGACGAUGCGUUUCAUUGUUUUCUCAUUCCCCCAUUGUAAAAAAAAACAAAAAAACAAAACAAAAAAAAACACAAAAAAAAACACAAAACAAAACAGAACAGAAAAGAAAUCAAGACUUGCGUGCGUCAGAUUACGCUUUUAACAUCAUGCGGUUCACACUAAGAAAAUAUGCAUUGGUUUCUGGCGUGAAAAUGUGUCUUAAUUACUUUUGAUCCUUUUUGUUUGAUGCAAUGAUGCAAUAAUCAUUUUAGCAUUCACGUUCUACUAGAUAAACGAAAAACAAGUUUAAAUAUAAAGCCAAUAGUAGGAUUUUACCAAAAUCAACCAAAAUCCGGGAAAACCCCCGAAACGCAGUAUCAUCCGGGAUUCAAAUAAAUUGUUUUUCUGGUUUAAUGUGGUUUUGAAUAAUUAAAAAUUCCACAUUUAACAAAUAAAGCACUAGAUGAUGAAGGACAAAUAAACAUAAUGACGGACCUCCGUCUUUAAUACAAAUUUUCUCUGGUGGAUCAUUAUCAUAUUGCGUUUGAUGCUACAGGCUGUCUAAUUGAUUUACAACUCAUUGGCUCUUUUCGAGCAGCGUCUCGAAUCUUCCGGUGUGUUAUAUUAUAAUAUAGGCAGGCGUAUAUUAUAUAACACACGUGAAGGCGUCUGUGUGUUAUAUAAUAUAGGCCUAGUCCUGCCUAACUUAUGUUCUUUCAAAAAAAAUAAUGCUUCAAACGUGCAUAUAACUGUAAUGAAUUUACUUUUUUGAUAUUACAAUGGAAUGAUAUAUUUUGCGGGUGACUACAGAAGUGGGUAUAUAUUUUGAAUUUGAACCAAAUCGAGGGGUACGUUUUGUAAGUAAAGAUUAUAUUUCAAUAAAGUACAUUGAAGACAAAACUUAA
Anneissia japonica is the source of this 6268-nucleotide messenger RNA. RefSeq lists its product as uncharacterized. NCBI's taxonomy places the organism in Eukaryota, Metazoa, Echinodermata, Crinoidea, Comatulida, Comatulidae. The transcript is spliced from 5 exons. The record is from RefSeq and is a predicted model, not a curated record. The coding region runs from base 1829 to 2683 and encodes 284 amino acids.